CUCGAGAGAGUUUGACUUGAUUAAAAAUGACAAUAGAUAGAAAAUGACAUGUUUGAUUGUCAAUUGUUUGAUUGAGUGUGGAGGACUAGUAAUGAUUCAUAGAUUUUAUAAAAAUCAAUAAGAAAACUGAUGAUUUUGUGUAUGCAUAUUAUUGUGUGUAUUAAUGUUUCAAGUGGAGUGAUCUGAGGAAUUUAUUGGAAAAUCAACAAGUACAGUGAAAUGCUGUUUUGACUUUGGUGUUCUAUGGAAACAAGCAGAUUAUACACAGUAGUAACUGAACUCACAGGAGAAUUUGUGCAGUGUUUAAAUAUUUGUUAACCAGAUUGCUUAGUUUUCAAUGAUAUCUAUUUAUCAAGGACUUAAAUGAAGUUGUUGUAGAAUUUUCCAGAAUUUGAUUGUAUUGACUUUGUUGAAGUGAUGUAUUGGAUAUUUGAUUAAGCAAUGAAUGAUUCAACAGAUUGGGAUAUUAGACAGACGAAGUUAUCAUUGUAUUUCAAAUCAAAAACAAAUUACAACAGUCUUCCAGUAGUAUUCUGUAUUUUCCUAGAAAUCUGAAGAAAGGAUUUACGAACAGGAAAUUCACCAAAAGUGUCAAGGGAGAUAAUGAACAUUGUCUUAAGAUUAUAUUAUUAUUAUGGUUGCUGUAAAACUUCAGUCACAGGAUCAGUAUAACUUGUUAGAUAGCUCAUCUUCAAUAUCACAGGGCUCUGCUGAUUCCAAUUACAGUCAAGACUCAGACAUUUCACUUCAGGACGACAGAGAGGCCCUCAGAAGGGAAACCACACGACAGGCUUUGGAACAACUGACAAAAGCAAAGACAAAACCAGUUGCUUUUGCGGUUCGUACCAACGUAGCAUACAAUGGCUCGGGUGAUAUGGAUUGUCCCGUACAUGACCACCAUGUUAAUUUCGAUGUUAAAGAUUUCUUACAUAUAAAAGAGAAAUUUAACAAUGAAUGGUGGAUAGGUCGUCUGGUAAAGGAGGGCUGUCCUGUUGGAUUUAUACCAAGUCCUGCCAAACUAGAAAACAUGAAAGUUCAACAGCAGCCUGGGACAGCCGGUGGAAGGGGGGCAAAACUUUACACAGCUAAAAACCCUUCGUCGUCUAAUAUAGAGAGUUUAUUAGGUGGUGGAGGGACGAACCCAUCUAAUUCACGUGGCUCAACUCCUCCCACACCAGAUUUAGGGGUGAUCGGGAUGGACACAGAGAAUGGGAUGGAUGGAGGGCAGAGUACAGUUGACGACAGUGAUAGUGUCGGAAACUCUAAACAGUCCAGCAGUGUAACACCUCCUAGUGGCAAGGAGAAAAAGAAACCAUUUUUCAAAAAGUCUGAUAGUAUUCCACCGUAUGAAGUAGUGCCUUCUAUGCGACCUAUAGUACUAGUAGGGCCUUCAUUAAAGGGAUAUGAAGUAACAGAUAUGAUGCAGAAAGCUUUAUUUGAUUUUCUCAAACAUCGGUUUGAGGGCAAAAUCAUCAUAACUAGAGUAUCUGUAGAUAUAUCUUUAGCUAGGAAAUCAAUAGUUAACAAACCAAAUAGGGUACUUGGUACUGGUACCAAUAAAAUGACUGCUGUUGGCGAGGUUCAGGAAGAAAUUGAAAGAAUUUUCGGCUUAUGUAGACAACUACAAUUAGUAGCAUUAGAUUGUGACACUAUAAACCACCCCUCUCAACUAGCCAAGACUUCAUUAGCACCCAUUAUAGUUUAUGUAAAAAUAGCUUCACCAAAGGUAUUACAGCGAUUAAUCAAAUCUCGUGGGAAAGCCCAGAGUCGUAACAUGAAUGUUCAGCUGGUAGCUGCUGAUAAGUUAAACCAGUGUAGUUCUGACAUGUUUGAUGUGAUUCUGGAUGAAAACCAAUUAGAAGAUGCAUGUGAACAUUUAGCUGAAUAUUUAGAAGUUUAUUAUCGCGCUGCUAAUCCUCCUGAUCUGACACCUCAUCAUACGCCACGUCAUCACGGGCACAGCCCUCACUCCCCGACGUCUCUCAGCAGGCAUAAUACAAUGCCUGCCCCACAUGGUUCACAACAUCAUCGUCAUUCAAUGUCUCCUGAACGUGGACAUGAUAGACGUGAAAGACACUCACAUGAACAUGAUGCAGGACGAACUUACGAUAAAAUGCAUGAACGUGAUAUAAGGAAUGAACAUAGGGAAUAUGAUAGACGUAGGGAGCAUGAAUAUAAACAUGAUGACAGGCUUUAUAGUGAUGAACAAGAUUCUAUAGAUCCCAGGUACGGAUCACCAUCAAGAAACUCUAAGUUUAAACCAAUUAAACAAGCCAGUAUAGACAUUUAACCAAUCAAUUUUUGUCCGUUUGAAUAUUCAAUUUAUCCAAUCACCAUGGUUAUACUGUUAACCAAUCAACUAAGACAUGAUACAUAGCAGACCUAACCAAUCAACAUGUUUGUUACUGUAUAGAUAUGGAAUUGUUAUGGAGUAGCACAGCCAUUUUAUUAACUGAUUUCCAAUUUAACCAAUCAACAUUGCUUGUAACUGGAUGAUUAUCCAAUCAACAAUGACUGAGAGUUAUCUCCCUCUUUCAAAUAAAAUCAUGUGAUUUUUGAAUUUUUUCACCUUUUAACUUAUAAUAUUAACACAUGAAUGGAAAGUUUUAUGCUAUGUUUUAUUGAGUAUGAAUGUGUUUGUAUACAUGGAUAAGAAGUAGUAUAUAGUAAAGCUGCUGAAAUUAAAACAUGAAGCCUUCAUCCUUUUUACAUGUGGAAAACCUAGAAAUCAUUUGUAAUUCAGAUAUUUUCAGAAAUGUUGUUUUGAAAUGAGAUAACAAUCUGUUUUUAGAAUGUUCUGUUUUCUGGUCUUUUGAACUUUGAAGUAAAGCUGUGUCUUUUGUAGAACAAUGAUAACUCACUACAAGAUUUGAGAAUCAGAUAUUUUAAUUGUAGUGGUCUUCAGUCAAACACAUAUUUAAUUGAAAAUAUUCUUGUCUUUUAUGUAUAGUAUACAUUUUUUUAAGAGGCCACCAGGUACAUACCGGUAAUUAUUUUUUGGCUGGGUUGAGGACAUAUUGGUGGCCCUGAACUUUUUUAGGCUCAUUGGUCAUGUCUCUUUCACACUUUCUCUAUUCUAUUUUAAGUGAUGUAGUAAUUUUCAGUUUCUAUGAAGGAGGUGAAAUGUUGCAUUUAUUAAUAUUAAGUUGAUCAUGAUUGAUGGCAUUCAGUCUGAAGAAAUAUAAGAUGUAUGAUUGGCAUUUGUUUGCUGUUAUUUUAUUUAUUGACAUAAACUCAACUUGGUUGUCAAUUAACCUCAGUAAUUUUCAUACAAUUAUAAACUGAAUUAUACCAUUAAUGUAUAGAACUGAAUUAUACCAUUAAUGUAUAGAACUGAAUUAUACCAUUAAUGUAUAGAAUAGUGGAAAAUGUUUUCCCAAAUUAUCUUAACUGUAUAUUUAACAUUUUACAAAUACAUGGAAAGGAUGGAGGCUUUAUAAAAAUUGAUGCAUAUAAAAAUGUAUUUGAUUUUUAAAAAUUUAUUUGAUUUAAGAAUACAUUUUUUUCUAAUUAAUUUAUACUGUAUGUGCAAUAGGUGAUCUACACAAAAAUGCAAUGAUUUUUAUUCUGUAUAUUACUUACGUGCAAUCUGCUACCAGUAAAUGUAAAUGUAGGUUUAUGUUGCAUAACCUUACAAUUAAGUAAACUUUGUUUAAUUCUUUACUAUGAGCUUUCAGGGAAUGAUGGUAAAACUUGAUGAAGUUGAGUAUUAAUAAUUUUGUUUAGAUGCUACCUAGCCACUUUUUAAUGAAAACAAUUUAGGAAUCCUUUAAUUUGCAAGUAAAGUACAUGUAGAUUUACUUACUGAAUACAAAUUGAAUUGAGUCUUUUUGUAGUAGUUGUCAUCUAUUAUUCAUUUAAGUAGUUACUUUUAUUAUUGAAUAAUAUUAUUACAUUACUAUAUAUUGAGAUUUAUAGAGGAAAUUUUAAUGAUAUUUUGAAGAAAAAAAUUUAUCAACAAUGUAAGGUUGGAUUUGUAAACCAAAUUACUACAAGCAUAAUAAUAAACUUUCUCAUAGACAUAUACUCCACAUCUUUCAUCAUAAUAUUUGUGUAAGAAUCUCAGUUUUAAUGGUUAGGAUGAAUCUCAAUUUUAUAAAGUUGUAUUUAUAAAUCAAAAGAAUAUUUAUACUAUGAUAUAACACCCUGAUAUUUUUUGUUUUUCCAUUUUACAUGUAAAUCAUAGCAUACAUGUGAUAUACAAAAGCUGUAUUUAUUUACGCUGUUAAGUGCUUUCAAAGAUUGAAUCCAUAUUGGAUAAAUUCACAACAGCCUAUAGAAUAGAAAUAUCAGACCGGAUUGGCUGAGUGGCCCUCUUAAUUUGUGAAACUGCUCAAGCCUGUCAUUGCACUAGUAGGGUUUUAAAUUAUUUUAUUUAAUUUACAUAUAUUUUCCAAAUAUUUUUGAAUUACACUGCCACUGGUUAUUAAAACAUUUUCUUACUUAAAUCUGACCAGAAUGAUGUUUUACAAGCACAUUAAAAGUGGGAUGGAAACAAAACAAGCAUGACAUACUAUCAUUAUCAGAAAAAGCCUACAGGUACUUCUUACAAAUAACAAACAGCAAUAUGAUGAAUAAUGUAUCCACAAUUGGUGCAUUCAAAAUUGAAUUAGUUUUAAAAUCUGAGAUAUCACAUGUAUGUUAAUGAGAUUAAUAUAUAUAUUUUUUUCUUUGUACAAAAUAUUUACUAUUAUUUUAAGUGCAAUAUUUGAUUGUUUACACAUUCAUUGACCAAAAGAAGUUUUGUUAUUUCUAGUAAACCGGUUUUAGUAAAAACAACAAAUCAGUACUUCAAAUGGAAACUUGCUGUUUCUGUUUGAGGGAAAAUUAAAAGUAUAUAGUGACAAAACUGCAUAUACUUGAGAAAUCUGCACAUAUAAUUGUCUGUCUGUAUACUUUUGGGGAUUGGACAGUAACAAUGCAACAUAUAAUUGUAUUUGAUCAUCCCUUAUUAAACAAUUAGUUAUUUUAAAGGUCUGCAUUAAACAAUUACUCACUAGUAAAUGUAAAAUUUCUAAAUUAGUAUACUCAAACUGUGAAAAUAACAAAACAAUGAUUUGGUUUAGGUUGUGACAUAUAUACAUACUUUAAUAUUUACUUUGAACUUAAUGGUUGUGAGAUAUUAAAACAUAAGAAAAAGAUUACAUUUAUGCUUAAUAAACUAAAAUUUAAGAUUAUAAGUACAGUUAUUAAAUGUUAAGGGAUUUUUUAAAACCUAGUGCAUAAUAAAACUUCGUAUUUAAAAAAAAAUAAAUUAAACUAUAAAGUGUGCAUUAUUUUUGUCUUGGUACAUUUGUAAGUUAUAUUUCUUGACCCCAUUUUUCUCUAUGAAAGACAUCACACCAUGGGUUAGGAUCAAGGAGGUGGAUAACUAUAAUUACCCCCAUGUUAUUUUACUCAGAUUCUACAUAAAGAUCUGGUAUAUUUUUCUUUAAAUGCACUGAAUUUCUUGUAAAACCAAAGGGUACAAACAUACAAAAUCCAAAGAGAAAUCCAGAAACAUGAAUAUUCAUGUUAAACAUGAAUAUUCAUGUUGUGUUGACAGAAAUCCUGAGAGUCUUUUCUCUUACGUAAUUUCAUUUUCAUUUGACUAGGAAAUAAUUUACUGUGUCUUAUAUACAACUUACACUGACUCACGCAGGUUAAUCCAUGUCACAUGGUUAUUACUAUUAUAAAACAUUUACAUAAAGAACACAUGCAGCUGUAGCUAUGGUUACAUGAUUACCAGAUGACGACAAGUAGAAAUUAUAUCACUACAGAUUUCUAGUUGGUCAAAAUUUGUGAAAAAUGUCACUAAAUCCUGGAUUUAACAUGGUUAUUCUGUGAACAUUCUAGAUUUUUUAUAUUCUGAUGAAACAAAGAAAACAAAUAACGUUUUUCUGCAACCUUAUGGAAAAUGGAAAAUGGGUUUUCAUGUUCAGUUGUGCAAGUACUGAAUAAAUGUAAGAAAUUACAUAUUGACAAUAAUAGACAACUAACAACUGUUUAAACUUUUUUGUUUGUUAAUGACAUUAUAUUUUACAAGGUCUUGAUAUUGGCUAUUACCCAUAACAGUUUAGUUUAUUUUGCAGAAUGUUUGGUUGUUAAAGUGUAUGUAAGGUUGUUCACUAAUGUUAUAUAUGAAAUCAUUUAAGCUUCUACAAACUUGUACAAUUUUUCACUCAUAUUACUCCAUUUUUGUUGGAUUUGUAAAUAAAAACGGAUUUUUAUCUCCA
Molecule: messenger RNA, 6215 nt
Organism: Mytilus trossulus (common blue mussel)
Lineage: Eukaryota; Metazoa; Mollusca; Bivalvia; Mytilida; Mytilidae
Product: voltage-dependent L-type calcium channel subunit beta-1-like
Exons: 11
Coding region: 635-2290 (551 amino acids)
Biological process (GO): calcium ion transmembrane transport
Cellular component (GO): voltage-gated calcium channel complex
Molecular function (GO): voltage-gated calcium channel activity; protein binding
Source: RefSeq, a predicted model, not a curated record